Lates calcarifer (barramundi perch) is the source of this 1439-nucleotide messenger RNA. Its product is annotated as secretagogin. Bases 116 to 934 code for a protein of 272 amino acids. Lineage: Eukaryota; Metazoa; Chordata; Actinopteri; Centropomidae. Gene Ontology annotation, molecular function: calcium ion binding. Gene Ontology annotation, biological process: regulation of long-term synaptic potentiation; regulation of presynaptic cytosolic calcium ion concentration. The record is from RefSeq and is a predicted model, not a curated record. The transcript is spliced from 11 exons. Gene Ontology annotation, cellular component: dendrite; nucleus; terminal bouton.
AAGUCAGAAAGAACAUAUGUCAACCAAGCAGGCAACUGAACAGUGCAAUCACACCUCAGUCUUGUCUGUUUUGAUGUGUGAAAGUUGACAGCUUACUUUGCUUCUCUUUACUACAAUGGACAGUGCAUUUGACAACCUAGAUGCAGCUGGUUUCCUGGAAAUCUGGCAAUAUUUCGAUGCAGAUGAUAAUGGCUACAUCGAGGGAAAAGAGCUUGAUGACUUUUUCCGCCACAUGAUGAAGAGACUGGGUCCACAGGAAAAGGUGACUGAGGAACAAGUUCAGAGGCUGAAGCAGAGGUUUAUGUCCGCCUAUGAUGCCACUGCUGAUGGGAGACUACAGAUUCAGGAGUUGGCCAAUAUGAUCCUCCCUGAAGAUGAGAACUUCCUGUUAAUUUUCCGCAGAGAAGCUACUCUGGACAACAGUGUUGAUUUCAUGAAGAUAUGGAGGAAGUAUGAUGUUGACUGCAGUGGCUACAUAUCAGCUCAGGAGCUCAAGGCUUUCCUGAAAGACCUGUUUCAACAGCACCACAAGGAAGUGUCAUCUGAUAAGAUGGAUGAAUACACUGAUGCAAUGAUGAAAAUCUUUGACAAAAACAAGGACGGCCGCUUGGAUUUGAACGACCUGGCCAGGAUCUUGGCUUUAGAGGAGAAUUUCCUGCUCCAGUUCAAGAUGGAUGCCUGUAGUAAGGAGGAGAGGAAGAGAGACUUUGAGAAGAUCUUCAACCAUUAUGAUGUUAGUAAGACAGGGGCACUGGAGGGUCCUGAGGUGGACGGCUUUGUCAAAGACAUGAUGGGGCUGGUCAGGCCCAGUAUCACAGGUCCUGAGCUGGACAAGCUGCGAGCAGUUCUACUGCGUCACUGUGACGUCAACAAGGACGGAAAGAUCCAGAGAAAUGAGCUAGCUCUGUGUCUGGGAGUCAAGCCUAAUCCUUAGUUAAUGAUCUGUAUGAUACUGUAUUAUGAAACACUGACUCUGUAUUUGUUGUAUAGUCAAUAAUUGUAGAAUGCCGUGUUUUGAUCCAAAACAGGUAAUUUAAGGUCAAUAUUCAUAAAGUGUUAUUUUAUCCUGAAUAUGAUAGAAACACAAUUGGACAGUGUGUACUAUGACUUCAAGUUGUGCAUGUGUUGGGGCCAAAAGAAGAUAAUGAGUUGUGAAUAUUUUUGUUGUUUUGUUUUUUUUUUAUGUCUGGUGCUGUAAGAAUUAUAGUAUAUUAAUCAGUUUGUCUGUCAGUGAACAUGUCAGCGUAGCUUUUGAAAACAUAGAAUGUUUUUCAUUGUAAUAUUAGGUUUUUAUGCUUUUAGUUUGUAGCUGGAGUAUGUUGGCCAUUACUGAUGUUUGGCCAAUAGCAUGUUUCUCUGCCAAAAAACAUACAGAAUGCUGUUAAUUGUUAUUCUAAAAUAAUGGGCUGUUGAGAAAAUAAAAAUACGAUGACAAGUAC